GAAUGCAACCUCAGCCUCAUUGUAAUGGCGGCCAUGUUUAAUUAACUGACAUUGGUGCGUUGGUGGAAGUCAGGUUUUCAGCCAUUUGUGACAGAUCGACAUCCAGUGCUACAGACUGAAGGAUUCUAACAUAUUUCACCUACUCUAACAUAUUUCAGAGGUGCCAAACUAAAGAGGAAAGCAAGCUUAAAGAUGGCCUCAGCAAAUGACUCCAAGUGGCAGAAAGAUGCAGCCGAUCAGAACUUUGAUUAUAUGUUUAAAUUGUUAAUCAUCGGCAACAGUUCUGUUGGAAAAACCUCCUUCCUCUUCCGAUAUGCAGACGACUCCUUUACGUCUGCCUUUGUCAGUACAGUCGGAAUUGACUUCAAAGUCAAGACAGUAUUCAGACAAGACAAGAGGGUCAAAUUACAAAUAUGGGACACAGCAGGUCAGGAGAGAUAUAGAACAAUAACAACAGCUUAUUACCGUGGUGCUAUGGGAUUUAUACUCAUGUAUGAUGUCACCAAUGAAGAGUCCUUCAAUGCAGUACAAGAUUGGUGCACCCAGAUCAAGACAUAUUCCUGGGACAAUGCUCAGGUUGUUUUAGUUGGCAACAAGUGUGACUUGGAGGAUGAACGGGUGGUUUCAACUGAGAGGGGAAAACAGCUAGCAGACCAAUUAGGUUUGGAAUUUUUCGAGACAUCAGCAAAAGAAAACAUCAAUGUGAAAGCUGUAUUCGAGCGCCUGGUUGACAUUAUCUGUGACAAGAUGUCGGAGAGCCUCGAUUCUGAUCCCACUCUCGCCAACAGCCAGACAAAGGCCACCAGGCUGACGGAGAACACAAACCCACAAGGCAGUGGCUGCCAGUGCUGAUCAGCGACACCUACCAACAAAUGGUUGUAUCAAGGGGAAUAACUCAAGUCUCACAUCUGGCUUGUAGUGGUUUUAGACUGCUGAUUGAUGCAUUCAUCUUUCUAUAAAUUCUGUGACUAUUAUGGGAGAUAUUUAAAUCCAAAUGAAAAGGACAAGAAUGUCUUUGGAUUUUGUAUGUACAGGGAAUGGUUGGAAAUCUAUACCUCCUUUGAGGAUUUAUGUCGGUUUGGGCAUACUUCAGCUUAAUGUUUUCUAUUCCAUUUUGACCUCAUUGGGAGUAGAGACUCAAUAUUCACUUUUUCCCCUUUGAUACAGUUAUUUGGUAUGCGAACCAACUUGCCCGACAAUUAACAUACUUGGGUCAGUCUGUCAUUAAUGACAAGUCCAGGAAUGAGGAUUCAAGAUAUUCACUAAACUAUUCAGUCCUGUAGAGAAUGUCUGUUGAUCAAUACUUUAACAUCUGCAAUUCCAUGUAUUUAGACAGCUCAAGUAGGGCAUCUUCUGUUUUCAUUGUUAACAUAGCUGGAUAUGGGACCAAGUAUUCUGACCAGGACUGUCCGAGUGUUUAUUGCUCAUACUUAGUGGUUAGGAAAACAUUGUAUAGACAAACGAAGUGGGGAUUCUUGCGGCAGGUCCAGCUCACGCCCACUGUUCAGACAAGCAAGUAUUAACAGUGACGAUGAAAACAUCACUUGUAAUCAGUUUGUCUGGAAGUAGCCAGAGUGGCAGCCAUAUUAGAUUGAUCUAGCUUAGAAUCUCAGGAACAGUCAGCAAGAAAGACGACGUCAGGGAUGUAACAUCAUGCCAAAAUAGCGUGAACGUAACAUUGUUUCAUGCUUUUAUGCUGUUGUGAUCCGUUAACAUGUUAUUGCUUGACAGCACAUUCUGCUAAUUCCUAUUUAGCUGUAUGUAUAUAAAGCCAGCUCAAGUUUUCUGUGGCAGGAUGAUCCCGUACCGUUUUUCUUGCCGAUUGUUAUCUAGAGGAGUGUACUUCAAAUAGAAAUCCACUUACAUUUUAUGACUUUUGUGUGGUUAACCUUCCUGUUCCUUUUUAUAUUGAAGAUAUUUAUUUCUACUUUGGCAUAUCUGCCAAUAUUUAUAUUUGGUUUCGGUAAUAUUUGACAUUUUGUUAUUUGUUCAUUUUGUUCUUCUCUGGAGGAUUCUUAAUAUCAACAUACGAAUGGAAUGACAUUGAAUGAUCUCCUUCUGUCUCAUCUGUCUUUAGUUUCAACAGUCUAGCACAUUCCAGUCUGUCAUCAACAGCAUGUACAUUCAUUCAGUUCUCGGACAUUCCAUUUCUGGUUUCUGUAAUCUGGGGUGAAAUGGGAUGACUUUCAUUGUAGAAGAUCUUGACAUGUGAUAUGUAUCAACCACAAUGAUCUGGCGUAUAACUGUAAUAUGCAACAUGAGGAGUUAAGCAUGUUAACACCUUGUUGUUAUGAAUGGUGAGUUGCCAUGGUAACCAAACCUUGUGUAGUGUUGUGUGUAAGGAUUUCUCAGAUGUAAGGUUUAGCUAGGACCAAUUCUUCUACAUACAGUUACGAAAAAUGUAUCAUCACUCUUGAAGUGGUUUCUGUUCACAUAAAACUGUCAAGUUUCUGAUUCACUGCCCAAAGAGUACUCUGGUAUACUAGAAAAAAAGAGGUUCUUGGUAAUUGUCGUUUCAAUCAUUUCUGUAAGGGUUUCUAAAUUGUAACAGUUUGUCAACCUGGUUGACAGAGCAAGUAUCACAGUUUACUAAAACGGCAACUCUCUUGUCCCUUUCAUUGCAUUACUCACCAUUAACACCCAGUUUCUAAGUCUAUCUUGAUAAAUUUGUGUAUAGUGUAGAAAAUUUGUGAGACAUUAACUCUUGUUGUUGUAAAAAUUACUUGAAUAUACAUCUGUUAGAAAUGUUGGAGAGCACAUUGUUGAUAUACCUAGUCAUCAGCAUGCCAUUACCAACUCUAUCACCAUGGCAGCCUACUGUAUCUCAUGGCAACUGUUGCCUUGGUGAGAGAGUAGGCUGUUGUUUCUGAGAGCAUUUUAUCUGUACAUAGCUCUAGCUUAUUGUUGCUGGAUGUACAGUGUGUCCCACUGCCUGAAUGAGUCUGAUUACCUGUCUGUUUAGUUUACGAUGAGUAGACAGUGUAGUGAUGAUAAUUCCCACAGUUUGAGACAAAGCGGCAACACACUCAUUUGACCAAAGUACGGUGUUAACAGACCUACUGAAGGCAUACACAACCAACUUACCCUUUGAAACCACAGAAUCUAGGAUUCAAAAUGCAGUAAGUUUUGAGGCUUUAAACUUCUCCAAAUACACACACAUAUAUUUAGUUUCCUCUAAUUCGAUUAAAGGUAAUUUGGCUUUUGAUGGAGGAACUAUAACAGAUAUAUCAAGAGUGAACAUUUACCAAACAAUAUUGCUGCUUUGCCCCAAUGUGUGGAAUGGUUGUUAAAGUGCAAGAUUUGUGUAUUAACAAUCACUUUGAUGUGCAAUCAUUCUGACUUAAUAUCUCAAGGAGCUUGACCGCCCCCAACAUGUGCAAUUUCCUGCUGUGUUGAGUUAGCUGUGUAUCUCUGCUCAGUGCUAGGUUCUUCUCGGCAUGCAGUACUGGAGUCUAACAGUUGGUUGAUGUACAUGUGGGUUCCCUACAAUCAUAAUACUUGUUUUACCCUUGUAAUAAUAAGCUUUUUGUGAGAGACAAACAUAUAUGCUGUGAUUUUCUUGUUAAUUGUUAAAAUCUGUAGACUUUUAUUUGUCCUGUAGUAUCAUAAUGAUUUCUGUACAUGUGUAUGAUACAAGAACCACUCUAGACUUGUCUAGCUCUCCUUCAGUCAUUGCCAGCAAUAAUGCCCUCGUUCUACAGUAGCCACUGCAUGUUGGCAUUGCAGGCUCAUUGCAUCAUGUAUUCAACACCUACAGCGUCACAUCACCCAGUGUUGUCAUGACAAUCGAGCAGCGAAAAAGGGUAUUCCACAAAAAGUGAUUUUGAUGAGAUUUGUUUGAAUUGUUUACAUUUCAAGAACCAUGCUGGAAAAUGCUUUUCAUGAGAUUAAUGUUGAAUGUCCAAGACUGGUAUGAAAAAUUAAGUUAGGAGCUAUUUAACAGAAAAUACCCAGAGUUUCAUGUGAACAUAGGAAGGUUUAAACACGUUUACUUACUGGCGUGAGUAACCUAAACAUUUUAAGCAUUUUCUCUCAUAUUAUACCUACAUAACCAUCAUGCUUGGCGUUCCUAGGAACACAUGCGAUCCUCUGGGUAUGAUGGGUGAUGUGAUGGCUACACUGGACAGGAUCCUGUGGAGGGGGGACCUCGGGGACUAGUAGACUAGUCAUCGCAUGGAAGUACUCCCCCCCCACAGUAUCACAGUCUUCAUCUUGUAUCAUCUGUUGGUCUCUCCCUGAUGAAGCUAGUCUAGUAACUCCACGGUAGCAACUGUCCACUGUCAGUUAUAGCUGCAAGUACAAAUAAAGUCAUUAACAUCAA
This is a messenger RNA of Haliotis rufescens (red abalone), 4321 nucleotides long. Its product is annotated as ras-related protein Rab-3. Gene Ontology annotation, molecular function: GTPase activity; GTP binding. The coding region runs from base 193 to 852 and encodes 219 amino acids. NCBI's taxonomy places the organism in Eukaryota, Metazoa, Mollusca, Gastropoda, Lepetellida, Haliotidae. The transcript is spliced from 5 exons. Gene Ontology annotation, cellular component: plasma membrane; endosome; synaptic vesicle. Gene Ontology annotation, biological process: protein secretion; protein localization to plasma membrane; regulation of exocytosis. The record is from RefSeq and is a predicted model, not a curated record.